CUGGACUACUGCCUGGCGCGGCGCACGCCGGUGGCCCUGGGCAUCGCCGCGCUGCUGGUGCAGCGGAGCUGGCCCCACCUGCUGCGGUUCGAGCUGUGGUGCCAGCAGCCGGGUGCGGGGCCUCGCCUGAAGGAGGGCCUGGCGGACGUCCUGCCCCUGCUGCACAGCUACCUCCAGCGCCGGACCAGGGGCGCCACGCGCCCAGCAGCAGUGUCCUCUGCUGUCGUCCCGAUCCUGAGGAAGGCCCUGUGGAGGCGGCUGCAGACCCGGCUCCUCGGUGCUGACGGGCCCUUGGAGGCUGGGCUGCAUCCAGAGGUCCUGGCCCAGCUGGUCCCGUUCGCCAGAGCCAAGGACCUGGGUGUCCUCAAGGACCGUCUGCCCAGCUCGCUCCAGACUCCAGACGGUCACAAGAGCUGGAUCGUGGCCGACGCCGUCUCUGCCGCGCUGGAGGGGGCGGAAGCAGAACUGCGCGCCUGGAGAGAGAAGCUGCUGGAGUGCUGUGUGAAGUGGCUGGUCGGGUCCUUCGGCGGCCGGGAGCCAGGCCAGGACGGAGCCCGGGGCCAGGAGGAGCAGAUGCUGCUGCGGCUCCGCCAGCUGCUGAGCUCAGCUGAUGAAGUGGGGCCUGGGGAUUGGCAGCAGUUUGUGAAGACGGGACUCAAGCACCGGUAUCAGGACCCCGCGUUCCUGAGGGCGCUCCACGCCGCCGUGCAGCUCCUGUACCGGCCCGACAGCCCCGUGCGCGCGAGCCUGGUCCCGCUCCCCGUGGUCCACAUGAUGCUGGCCCAGCACUCCCUGUUCCUGCCCACCCUGCUGGCGUCCGGGAGGAGGGAGCCCCCGACGGCCAGGUGGUGCUGCUGUGGGGCCCUAACCCCGUUCUAUCCCCCCCCCCCGCCCCCCCCCCCCAGGGUGCUGCUGUGGGGCCCGGCGGCCGUGGAGCACCACAAGACGAGCCGCAGCCUGGGCAAGUCGCUGUGGCAGCAGCCGAGCGCCGGGGACAUCCUCCGCCUGCUGGACCGCGACCAGAUGAUGAAGACCAUCCUCCACUUCCCCCAGAACCGGAGGCUGCUGCCCCCUGAGGACACACAGGACCCGAUAUUCAGGGACGGGAGCCCCGGUGACCUCGAUGGCCUGUACGACCCCUGCUUUCUGCUCCACCUCUUCAGUGAGCUGACCCGGCCAGAGCUUGUGGUGGAUUGCCGAAAGUUUGUGGAUUCGAACGCUCUGGGCCUGACCGCCGCGGCCCUCAGCAGCUAUGACCCCCAGAUGCGAGCCGCCGCCUACUCCGUGCUGGCGGCCUACUACUCGCACGUGGAGGGGGCCCGGUUCCGAGAGCAGCCCCAGGUGCUCUACCUGCUGGAUGUCGUGCGGAACGGGAUCCGCACUCAGAACAUGAGGCUCACCUUCACCUUGGCGCUCUUCGUGGCCAAAGCAGCCCUGCAGAUUCUGAAGCCAGAGGAGCACAUGUACCUGAAGAUCAACAAGUUCCUGCUGUCGCACGAGGACCUGAACAUGAGCAAGGUCCCCGGCUUCUUCCAGUUCUUCUACAGCUCGGACUUCCAGCACAGCACCGAGCGGGAGUGGCUGUUCGGGCUCCUGCGGCAGGGCAUGCGCGACAAGCACUGCUACGAGCUGUACGCCCGGCGCGGCGUCUUCCACGUGGUGCUCUCCUUCUUCAGCAGCCCGCUGUGCGACCCCGCCGCCCAGGGCUGGGUUCUGGAGAUCCUGCAGAACGCCGCCCGCGACGCCAGGGCCGCCUAUGAGCUCCUGCGGGACUACAGCCUCCUGACCUGGGUCCUGCACGCGCUGGAGGGCAGGUUCCUGGAGACGCAGCUGCUGUCCAGCAUCAUCGACCUGCUGCACACGCUGUGGGUGACCACCCUGGGGGGCAGAGGGGUGGAGGCGGACAGCACGCCCGGAACCCAGAAGCCCCCGAAGCUGCUGGCCCUGCACCUGGUCAACGAGUUCCUGUACGUCCUGCUCGCGCUGGCGAAGCACCUGAGGCCCGCCCUGGCCUCCGCGCCACUGACCAGCUUCUUUGGGGCCCUCGACUCGGUGCUGCGGUACCGGGCCUCCGUGCUGCGGGCCUUCCAGGACCUGGGCCGCUUCACCGUGAACGAGACGGCGCUGUCCACCGCGGAGGCGCUCCUCCUGCUGCACCAGUGGAGCCUCGUCGAGCGGGACGGCGAGCUGCAGGGGGCGCUGCUGGCCGCCGCGGAGAGGCUCCGCGCCCGGGACCUGCUGAAAACGCUCAAGGACAGCAACAAGCCCGCGGCGUCUGCCCGAGCCCGAGGCCCUCGGGGCCGGAGGAGGAGGCCUGGGGAGGCGGAGGAGGCGGCCAGCCCCGAGCUGCAGCCGUCCAGCUUGGAGACCUGCAGGGGCCUCCUGAGGUCCAUACUGACCCACUGGGGGCCCGUGUUCCCCGGCCCUGCGCCCACUCAGGGGCCCUCGGACCCAGCCGUCCCCCACAGCGAGGCCGUAGGCCCCAUGUGCACCGUCGCUGCCCUGGUGGUCAGCUGGGUGCUGCGCACGGCGACCGAGCACCCACUCAGCGGGCCUGAGGCUGCGGGCCUCCUGCACUGGCUUCGGAGCCACGUGGUGCGGCAGCCGGAGGUCGUGGCCCGGCUCCUCGGGGACAGUGCGGUGAGGAGCGGCCUGUUCAGGCUGUACAGCCGGCUCUGCACAGAGGGGCUGGCGGGGCCCGAGCUCAACGCGGUGAUGCUGCCCCUGGCGGCGGCCCUGAGCCCCUCAGGGACCCCCCUCCCCCCGGCUGUGGAGACCCUCCGCCUGGCUUCCCUGGACGACAAGGAGGAAGCCACGCGAGCCUCCGCUGCCUUCCUGCUGUCCCUGUACAUCCAGGACGUCUGGCUGGGGGCCCAGCGGCCAGACACCCUCCUCGCCCACGUCCAGAUGGUCCGAGAGGCUGCGGAGGACGCACCAGGCAGUGACCAGGAGGCCAUCGUCGGGCUCUGCGAGGACAUCGCCGCCCUGGCCCCGGACACGUGACGCCCUCGCGGGCUCUAGGAGUCCAGGGGUGUGUGUAGUGACCGGGGUCCUGGAGGAAAAGCUCACUUUAUUUAUUCGACCAGUAAACAGAGUGGCGGGCCUGUGUGAGGCGGUCAGCGUGACGGGGCCGUGGGCUCCCUCGGGGCCAGGGGGCCGCACAGUGAUCAGUGGGCCGGCCCUUUUCUCGUUCCUCGUUCUUAGAGGAAACUCCUCCAAGUGAGUGGCACUGAGCACGCGAGGGCUCCCGCGUAAAGUUAAGCUAAACGGCCACAAAUGUGUCCCAAAGCGCACGAGCGGAGGUGCCUAAGGUGGUCUCUGUAGGAGUCGGGGCAGAGCUCCGUGUAACUGUCAGGUCAGCUCCUGCCGCAGCUUCUGUUUCCUGAAAUCCGGGGGGCUGCUCAGAACCUCGCAGGGUGCAAUCGCCCGACCUCGGCUUAGGGAAGGCAGCCUGUGUUUUUAACUUGAUAAUAAAUGUCUAUUUUUGUUAA
Molecule: messenger RNA, 3491 nt
Organism: Myotis lucifugus (little brown bat)
Lineage: Eukaryota; Metazoa; Chordata; Mammalia; Chiroptera; Vespertilionidae
Gene: URB1
Product: URB1 ribosome biogenesis 1 homolog (S. cerevisiae)
Biological process (GO): maturation of 5.8S rRNA from tricistronic rRNA transcript (SSU-rRNA, 5.8S rRNA, LSU-rRNA); maturation of LSU-rRNA from tricistronic rRNA transcript (SSU-rRNA, 5.8S rRNA, LSU-rRNA)
Cellular component (GO): nucleolus
Source: RefSeq, a predicted model, not a curated record